Protopterus annectens (West African lungfish) is the source of this 1223-nucleotide messenger RNA. It is a transcript of the gene RAB38, whose product is annotated as RAB38, member RAS oncogene family. Bases 305 to 940 code for a protein of 211 amino acids. Gene Ontology annotation, cellular component: trans-Golgi network; Golgi apparatus; phagocytic vesicle. The transcript is spliced from 3 exons. Gene Ontology annotation, molecular function: GTPase activity; GTP binding. Lineage: Eukaryota; Metazoa; Chordata; Ceratodontiformes; Protopteridae. Gene Ontology annotation, biological process: phagosome-lysosome fusion; endosome to lysosome transport. The record is from RefSeq and is a predicted model, not a curated record.
UGCUGUCAAUUCUCCGGUCGCCUGUUUAAAACUGGUGAUGAUACUUUCACUGGCACCUGCAGAAGAGCUAAGGCAACCUCAAGCAACUAAACGUUUUUUGGGGAAAGGAAGGCAGGUUAGUGACUGGAAAGUAAGAAAGCCCUGCUGAUUUCAUGGGGUGGAGCUUGCUGAGUAACCAGCAGUGUUGUAAUGUGACCCUGGACUAUUGAGCUUCUGGGGCCCGACUUUAUGAAAUAAUUUAGACUUUUUAUACAUUUUCUGUACUUGUCUCAUGUGAGGAAGACCCAGGAAGCAGGCACUGAAUAUGCAGAGCAGCCAGAAAGAGCAUCUCUACAAAGUUCUAGUGAUUGGAGACUUAGGAGUGGGGAAAACAAGCAUCAUCAAACGCUAUGUGCAUCAGAACUUCUCACCCCACUACAGGGCGACCAUAGGGGUGGACUUUGCCCUGAAAGUUUUGAACUGGGAUGUGGAGACAGUUGUCAGACUUCAGCUGUGGGACAUAGCAGGCCAGGAGCGGUUUGGAAACAUGACACGGGUGUAUUAUCGAGAAGCACUGGGUGCAUUUAUCGUCUUUGAUGUGACUAGGCCAUCAACAUUUGAAGCAGUGUCAAAGUGGAAAGAAGAUUUAGACUCUAAACUUACUCUGCCAAAUGGCAAACUUGUUCCAGUGGUACUACUAGCCAAUAAGUGUGAUCAAGGAAGAGAGCUACAUGUGAACAAUGGCAUUAAAAUGGAUCAGUUCUGCAAGGAAAAUGGAUUUGUUGGCUGGUAUGAAACUUCAGCAAAGGAAAAUAUAAACAUCGAUGAGGCUGCUCGCUGCCUGGUGCGGAAUAUUAUUGUCACUGAAAAUUACCUUGUCCAUUCAACAGAGUCUGGUCUUGUACUGCCACAACUCAAUUCUACCAAAACAAUACGGUGCUCUGCCUGCUUCAAGACAUAGGAUCGUUGUACAUUUAUAUCAAGCAUGUAGAUAAUGCUCCUGAGAAAAAUGCUAAAACUUUAUUAUGCCAAAAACUGUAGUUUAUAUAACUAAAAACAGAUAAAAGAAAAAUUAUUUAACCGAGUCAAAAAUAAAAUUAAAAAUAAUCUUUUGUAUAUGGUAUUUUUUCUGAAUAUAUUUGCUGUGUAAGAAACUAAGACCAAUGUGCUGACUGUAUGUAGUUAAAAGAGGUGGAAAAGGUCAGAGUCUAAAAAUGCUUGACAUGUUCAGAAUCCUUUUUGUG